GCAAUUUUCUGGUCGCGAAUGAGCCGUCGCGAACGAUCGCGUUCUCGCAGUCGAGACAGGGACUACGUCGAAGUUGGUGGCGACCGCCGCCGCCGAGGAAAUGAAAGGAGGAGUGAAGAGCGGCGGGACGACCGAGGAAGAGCAAGAGCAAAGGACUUCUCGCAUCUGGUGCAGCCGACGGGUACAGGUGCCGAUGCUGUGCGGACUUGGGGAGUGGCCGAGGUGGCUACCGACGCAGACGCUGUGCCUGUAGUCGUGCAAAAGCCCAACUUUGGGCUGAGUGGUGCCUUGGCGAAGGACUCUGCGACGGGGAACGUAAAGAACGGCAUCGUGAUGAAGUGGUGCGAGCCGCCGGAAGCCCGAGUGCCCACCGCGCGGUGGCGCAUGUACGUGUUCAAGAAGGACGACAACGUCGCGACGCUUCAUUUGCAUCGGCAGAGUGCGUACCUGUUUGGCCGCGAGAAGAAGGUUGCCGACGUGUAUCUCGAGCACGAGUCCAUCUCGAAGCAGCAUGCGGUGCUGCAAUUCCGCGUGCGACACAAGGAGGUCCGGCGCGACGAACUGGAUCAACCAGAGCUAGUCUCGGAAGUCUUGCCGUACAUCAUGGACCUCAAGAGCACCAACCACACGUUCCUGAACGGCAAGCAGAUCGAGCAUUCCCGGUACAUCCAACUCAAAGCGAAGGACGUGGUCACGUUUGGCGAAAGCACACGCGAGUACGUGCUGGUCCUAGAUGCAGCCAAGGCGGGGGUGUCCCAGUAGAGCUAUUGGCAAAAACAGUGUCACAGCUAAGACUCCUUUAGUCCCGUUUUGUCCUGUAUUACAGCCAGCAGCUAGCAAUAGCAAUCCUCUGUCGAGCUCCAGCUUGACUACAUGUACUGUGCAUACGCUUGU
Molecule: messenger RNA, 894 nt
Organism: Aphanomyces astaci
Lineage: Eukaryota; Oomycota; Saprolegniomycetes; Saprolegniales; Verrucalvaceae
Exons: 1
Coding region: 19-762 (247 amino acids)
Cellular component (GO): nucleus
Molecular function (GO): mRNA binding; protein binding
Source: RefSeq, a predicted model, not a curated record